Molecule: messenger RNA, 2068 nt
Organism: Alosa sapidissima (American shad)
Lineage: Eukaryota; Metazoa; Chordata; Actinopteri; Clupeiformes; Clupeidae
Gene: hmces
Product: 5-hydroxymethylcytosine binding, ES cell specific
Exons: 7
Coding region: 140-1045 (301 amino acids)
Biological process (GO): DNA damage response
Molecular function (GO): single-stranded DNA binding
Source: RefSeq, a predicted model, not a curated record
CGCCCAGACCACACAUUCAACCCAAAUAUUCUAUAGUUAGAUUAGCUUUAUCAACCGUCUCUGUUCAAACCGAGCAAGCAUCUCCGAUCGGCCUAGACCUAUGUGACAUCGUUUUUCUCUGGAAGUACUUUGCCUAGGCAUGUGCGGAAGGACUGCGUGCACCCUGGCGCCAGAUGAGGUCAGCCGAGCUUCUGGGUACCGAGACCGGUCAGGAAGGCGAAGACGACCUCAGUGGCGAGAUGGAGAUAUGGACAAGUAUCGACCUUCUUACAAUAAGAGCCCCCAAUCCAACAGCCCAGUGUUAUUAUCUCAUAGACAUUUUAAGAAGGAUGCUCCUGUAGACGAGUUUGUCCUGGCUGCUAUGCGUUGGGGCCUGGUUCCUGCCUGGUUCAAGGAGAAUGACCCAAGCAAAAUGCAAUACAGCACCAACAACUGUCGGAGGGAGAGCCUGCUGGAAAAGAAGUCCUACAAGGAUCCCCUUUUGAAAGGUCAACGUUGUGUCAUCCUGGCUGAUGGCUUUUAUGAGUGGAGGAGGAAGGACAAGGACAAGCAGCCAUUUUUCAUCUACUUUCCCCAAAGCAAGCAAACACUGCCUGGGCCUGCUGGUGCACAGUGUGAUGAUGUCAAACAAGAAUGUCCAUUCAAGGCUCAAACGCCAGAACAAGAAGAGAAUCAGGAAGAGGAGUGCAGAUGGACCGGCUGGCGGCUGCUCACCAUUGCAGGCCUGUUUGACUGCUGGACACCUCCCUCUGGUGGGGAAACUCUGUACACCUACACGGUCAUCACAGUAGAUGCCUCUCCUGAUCUUCAGAGCAUCCACGACCGAAUGCCGGCGGUGCUUGAUGGUGAGGAGGAGGUGAGGCGAUGGCUGGACUUUGGGGAGGUGCGAUCACUUGAGGCCCUGGAACUGCUGCGCCCCAGAGAUGUCUUGACCUUUCACCCCGUUUCAUCCUUUGUCAACAAUUCGCGCAACAAUUCACCAGAGUGCCUACAGCCUGUGGAUCCUAACAUUAAAAAGGUAUGGAUCAUACAAGUUGUUUUGUGAUUGAAAUAUUUUGGUUAGAUUCAGCUUAGUGGUACAAGAUUCUGAGCAUAUAUUACUAACACACAGAAUCAAAUUGUUUUGUGUGUGUGUUUAAACAUAUUAUCAAAAUUAGUGCUGUCAAAAUGAACAUGCUAAUAAUUUUGAUUCAUUUGAAAAAAAAAAAAACUUUUAGAGGCUUUACUAAUCUCAGUUCUAAAGCUAGGAUAAAGUCCAGGGUAUCAAAAUAAGCAGACAACCUAAUGCACGCAUACGUAUCACUUGACAUGCUAGCAGGAGGUGGCAGAGGACUAAAUACCGCUCCAAAUCUAGCCAACAUUUUGUUGAGGAAAAAACUGGCAUGGUUAUCUUUCAAAAAAAGUUCUUUGAAUUCUCUCCCUCACUGUUUUCUAUUAUGGACUAUUGUUAACAUUUAACUAACAAUUAAUAUAUUGGUCUGGGGUUUGUUGAAGUGCAUAAGCAGAAAAAAAAGCAUGUCAAGCUAACAGUCAAUGGCCUUAAUGGCUUUAUUGGGGAUCUGUUAGCUUGUUCUAUGUAGAAUCUGCUCCAAGUUAAAAAAUAUACAAAAUAAACAUUAAAUUUUGAAUUCCUUGUUGAGUUUACAUUAAUUACAUGACUUCAAUAUCCAUUAUUAAAAGCUUCAUUAGAAAGGAAAUUAAUGGUGAUUAAUCGCCAGCGAAAUUGUGUGAAAUUACUUACUCAUUACUUUUUUUAUUGAUUGACAGCCCUAAUUCAAAUCACCGUUGCUAAUUAAUAGCCACCAUUUUUUUCCACAAGUACAGGUUCUUACUAGUGAAAGGCUCUUAUGAAGUGUAGGUUUCAUUAAGCAUAGCAUAUUUAUUACAUUUUUGUUAGUCAUGUGUCUGAAUUGAUAGUACAACUCUGCUCUGCUGAGAAUAUUUACAACAGUUUCAAAAUGUUUGAUACUUGUGAAUAUCAAGGAUUAUUAAUAAACACGUGUUUGAAAACACUAUUUCAGAUACACACAGGAGAGGUGUUAAUAGUGCUGUACGGUAGGAGAUUUCC